CGUCAACAACCCGCCAUUGCACCCCUUAGUUCCCCCACCAUGUUCAAGAAGGAUCUCGUCGCGGGGGCCAAGUCCAAGGUCAAAUCCUCCGUGCAGCGGGGCAUCCGUGCCAAAGUCCUCGAGACAUACCCCAACCUCGAGCCGCACAUUGACGAGAUUAUGCCCAAGAAGAGUCAAUUGGAUCUAGUGAAGCUGUAAGAAAACAUCUCUCUUACGUAGCCUGUCUUCCUUACGGGCCUACUUCAUCUCGUCCCCGAAGAGAGAGCGUAUCAUGCCCACCUACCCACCUCAUCGCUUCACCGCCAAAGCCUGUACUGACAUAGCCCGCUAUCCUCGCCCUAGUCCCGACCGUGUCUCCCUCUACGUCCUCGACGACCGCGCCCUCUUCUACCAGCACAUGGACGACCCGAUCAUCCCCCACCUCAAGAUCGUCCAUCAGUACCCGCAGGCCUUCAAGACGAUCCGGAUCGACCGCGGCGCCAUCCGCUUCGUCCUGUCCGGCGCGACGCUGAUGGUUCCGGGUUUGACAUCCGCGGGCGGUAGACUCCCCGACGCCUCUGACGAGGCAAAGGCAGGCGACAUCGUCGCGAUCGCGGCCGAGGGAAAGAGCGAGGUCUGUCUCAUCGGACAGUUGGAGAUGGGCACGGAGGAGAUGAAGAAAGCCAAAAAGGGUGUGGCCAUGAGCGCGGGCCACUAUCUCGGCGAUGGGCUGUGGAAGAUGGAUUUGAGCUGAACGUAGAGCAAUGCAACUCCAGUCAACAUUUAGGGGCCGGGGCAUCGCUGUGCAUGGGGAACCAAGAAGAAAAUGGCUAAGCCUAGCAGAGAGCAGCACCUUUCGAAGAAGGCACAGGUCGAUUCCUGCCGCUGUGGUACGAAGCGGAGCACAAAAAAAGGAGAAGCAAGAUCCCGUCCGUCUGCGGUAUGAACGAGCCCAGGGUUUUGGAACCAUUUGGCAAGAAAGCAGCCGAAAGACUUCUCCAAGGCAUCUCUGCUCGGGGAAAGCGGACAGCUAAGUUGCUGGUCCAAGGACGCUGACUGAUGACUGAUGCUGGCUGAAUAUUUGGAUCCUUUUGCAGCACAGCGGGUGUUGCUCAAAGGCGGGCCGAAGGACGAGAAUCUAUGGGUCAAACGGUCCCGUAUGCUAAAGAAAGCCGCCGACUCAUAGUGUUGGAACGAAUUUUAUAGUGACAAAUCUCUGUCAACAAUAGAAACGUCCAAAGACUCAGAGAGGACCACCAACAAGGGACAGAUUUCGUCGACGGAUUCAAGAGAACUUUACAAGAUUGGUACAAUCACCUCCUUCGACUUGAUUGAGAGGCUCUCAUGAUAACUGUG
This is a messenger RNA of Exophiala xenobiotica, 1335 nucleotides long. RefSeq lists its product as hypothetical. Bases 272 to 733 code for a protein of 153 amino acids. Gene Ontology annotation, biological process: formation of translation preinitiation complex. The transcript is spliced from 2 exons. NCBI's taxonomy places the organism in Eukaryota, Fungi, Ascomycota, Eurotiomycetes, Chaetothyriales, Herpotrichiellaceae. The record is from RefSeq and is a predicted model, not a curated record. Gene Ontology annotation, molecular function: RNA binding.